AGUUUGCAAAUUUUCAAUUACAAUUGUAUUUAAUGUAUUUGACAUUCAAAAUGCUUUUUAUUUUCUCCGUUUUAAUUUGCAAAUCAUUCUCCCACAGUUCAAUACCAUAUUCCGAUCAGCUCUCUCGGAAUAAACUGAUCUAUGCAGCCAUCUCCGCGUACGCUUCUCCUCCACAAAGUUGCAUGAGCUUGGCGUUUCAAAAUUUUCAAGUCAAACCUCAGAUUACUGUAGCUUGCGACACACUUGAUGAUACAUGUUCUGGAUUUACUGGAGUCGAUCACGAAAGUCAGGCGAUUUUGGUAGCUUUUCGUGGAACUAAUCGUAACGCACAGCUGCUCGUUGAAGCCGUAGAAACUGUGUUUGCAAACAAUAAAUCCUGGGUUUCCGGUGGGCACGUCUCCGAAUACUUCAGCGAUGCGUUUUUCAAAAUAUGGACUUCUGGAAUGAAAGAUGACGUCAUCAGUCUGAUGUCUAGAUACCCAAGUUAUCAAGUUUGGGUCACCGGCCACUCUCUUGGUGGAGCUCUAGCCUCCCUUGCUGCCACAUAUCUCCGAUAUACCAGUCUCGUAUCGGCUGAUCAGCUUCUCCUCGUCACAUUCGGCCAACCACGUACCGGGAACAUGGACUUCGCGACCAGCGUUGACAACCUGGUCCCAAAUGCGUAUCGUGUCACACAUUCUCAUGAUCCCGUACCACACUUGCCUGGACAAGGCCAUCACGGCUACUUUCACCAUAAGUCGGAAGUUUAUUAUAACAAGAACAUGGGUGGUUGGGAGAUUUGUGAAAAGGACGAAUCGGAGAAAUGUUCGAAUGGAAAUCUUGUUGACUUGGAUUUUGAGGACCAUUUCCACUAUUUCAACUUGGAUAUAUUGAAACUCGGAUUCUCAAAUUGUCUCAAUACAACGCCAUCGGGAAUACAAUAAAUGUUUUAUUCAUUUUACAAAUUACGCGAAAAUUACACAAUUUCAACAGUAAUAAUCCAAAAUA
This is a messenger RNA of Caenorhabditis elegans, 987 nucleotides long. It is a transcript of the gene F25A2.1, whose product is annotated as Fungal lipase-type domain-containing protein. The transcript has 4 exons. Gene Ontology annotation, biological process: lipid metabolic process. The record is from RefSeq and is marked reviewed. NCBI's taxonomy places the organism in Eukaryota, Metazoa, Nematoda, Chromadorea, Rhabditida, Rhabditidae. The coding region runs from base 51 to 923 and encodes 290 amino acids.